AUGAGUAGACUCAAUGCCAAUGCUUUCAGUUUCGUCCCUGGACAGUCCUUCCGUGUCCCUGGUGCUGAUCCCGCUCAGCCUCCUCCUCCUCCUCCUCCUGUAGAGCGGCCCACCCCGACAGAGGCACCUGCCCCGCCCCCCACGAUCACCCUCAACAUUGGUGGUUCCAAGCCUGCCCCACCUACGCAUGCCGCCCCCGCUCAAUCAGACAAGCCCGCCCCCACUAAGCCCGCUUCAGCGGCAUCUGUUAAGCCCGUCCCCGCCUCUGUUGCUGCACCUUCCCCCAAGCCCUCGUCGCGAACCGACUCUCCAGCUCCCGUGGCAUCAUCCAAAACAUUUACUCUCGAAAAAGCGAAGACCGACACCGCCGCAAUCGUACAGGAAGUGCGAGCGGUCGCCGAUGAAACCACGCUAGAGGACCUCUUCGGUGACAUCAAGGAGCAUUUGAACAUCGUCUUCAUCGGUCAUGUCGAUGCGGGCAAAAGCACCAUGGGCGGAAAUCUGCUCUUCAUCACCGGCAUGGUGGACAAGCGGACGAUGGAAAAGUAUGAACGAGAAGCCAAGGAAGCCGGCCGUGACUCUUGGUAUCUCAGCUGGGCCCUCGACUCGACUCCUCAGGAGCGCGCGAAGGGUAAGACGGUCGAGAUCGGUCGUGCUUACUUCGAGACGGGUUCAAAACGGUAUACGAUCCUUGAUGCUCCAGGACACAAGACCUAUGUGCCCUCUAUGAUCUCCGGCGCAGCGCAGGCAGACGUCGCAGUGCUUGUGAUCUCCGCUCGUAAGGGUGAAUUCGAGACCGGAUUCGAAAAGGGCGGACAAACACGCGAGCACAUCAUGUUGGUCAAAACUGCGGGUGUAUCGAAACUCGUAGUCGUGAUCAACAAGAUGGACGAGUCGACGGUCCUGUGGUCCAAGGAACGUUUCGACGAGAUCAGAGACAAGCUGACACCAUUCAUCCGUGCGGCCGGGUUCCACAUUAAAACGGACGUUAGCUUCAUCCCCGUCUCCGCAUACACUGGCAUCAAUUUGAAGGACCGCAUCCCCCGAAAUGUGUGUACGUGGUACGAAGGGCCAUCCCUCCUGGAGCACCUCGACACAAUGCCUCUGGUCGACCGCAAGGUCAAGGCGCCCCUGAUGAUGCCGGUCUCCGAGAAAUACAAGGACAUGGGCACGGUCGCCGUCGGGAAGAUCGAGUCUGGGCACAUCCGCAAGGGCGACUCGCUCCUGCUCAUGCCGAACAAGGACAUCGUUGAUGUCACCGCGAUCUACAACGAGAUGGAGGAGGAGGUGCAGACCGCGAUCUGUGGCGACAACGUGCGGAUCCGGCUGCGCGGCGUCGAGGACGACGACAUCAGCCCCGGCUUCGUGCUCACGACCCUGUCGAAGCCCGUGCAUGCCGUGCGCCAAUUCGAGGCGCAGCUCGCCAUCCUGGACCACAAGAACAUCAUCUGCGCCGGCUACACCGGCGUCAUGCACGUCCACACGCUGGCUGAGGAAGUCACGCUUUCGGCUCUUCUCCACUACUUCGACAAGGCGACCGGCCGAAAGUCACGAAAGCCCCCACAGUUCGCUAAGAGAGGCCAGAAGGUCGUGGCGCUCAUCGAGACGGUACAGCCUGUCUGCGUGGAACGGUUCGUUGACUACCCGCAGCUGGGCAGAUUUACCUUGCGAGAUGAAGGCAAGACUGUUGCCAUUGGCAAGAUCACAAAGCUCAUCGAAGGCAUUCCAGAAGAAGUGGUAGACGGGGUCGGCCACCUCUCCGUUGGAGGUGCUGCCUCAACGUAG
Postia placenta MAD-698-R-SB12 is the source of this 1785-nucleotide messenger RNA. RefSeq lists its product as hypothetical. Lineage: Eukaryota; Fungi; Basidiomycota; Agaricomycetes; Polyporales; Adustoporiaceae. The transcript is spliced from 7 exons. Gene Ontology annotation, cellular component: translation release factor complex. Gene Ontology annotation, biological process: translational termination; translation; nuclear-transcribed mRNA catabolic process, deadenylation-dependent decay. The coding region runs from base 1 to 1785 and encodes 594 amino acids. Gene Ontology annotation, molecular function: GTPase activity; translation release factor activity; GTP binding. The record is from RefSeq and is a predicted model, not a curated record.